This is a messenger RNA of Fundulus heteroclitus (mummichog), 2097 nucleotides long. Its product is annotated as TNF receptor-associated factor 3. The record is from RefSeq and is a predicted model, not a curated record. Gene Ontology annotation, molecular function: zinc ion binding; tumor necrosis factor receptor binding. Bases 286 to 2067 code for a protein of 593 amino acids. Gene Ontology annotation, biological process: innate immune response; regulation of defense response to virus; tumor necrosis factor-mediated signaling pathway. Lineage: Eukaryota; Metazoa; Chordata; Actinopteri; Cyprinodontiformes; Fundulidae. Gene Ontology annotation, cellular component: plasma membrane signaling receptor complex. The transcript is spliced from 14 exons.
CCUGACGGUAUGCUCCUCUUUGGGCAACUGGGGGAUUUCCUGAGCGGAAACAGCGGAGGGGGUUUCCAGCUUGAUCAGCCCAGGCCUCCCUGCUGGCUCUCUGAGGUGGACCCAGUAACUUUUCUCUGCCGAACUGACAGCACCAAGCGAACUCAGGGAGGUUCUGAGCGGAACUGGACCAUGAGGAGUCCGCCUGAAGCCUGGAGGCUCCACGGCAGCGUCAGCGGAACGGCGACGGUUUGAAUCCGCAGUGAAUCCGCCGAGGAGACUGAUCCUCCUCAGGUCAUGUCAUCAGGGAGAAAUGCUAAUGGGAGGGAAGUGCAGAUACCCCUUCAGCAGGUGGCGCCUUCAGUUGUUGCUCCCCUUUCUUCUACCCUCGCCAUCACGUCAGCCUCCCACCGCUCAGCCAAUCCCUGGUCUCCGUGCGAUCUCACUCCUCAACAAAGUGCUCCUGCAGGCUUCCAGCCUCUUCAUGGAGGGUUUAGAGAUCAUUUCGUUGAAAAGCCUGAGGCCAAAUACUGCUGCGAGUCGUGCAGGCGGGUCCUGUGUGAGCCCCGCCAGACUGAGUGUGGACACCGUUUCUGUCAGAGCUGCAUCAACGACAUCCUCAGUCACCCUAACCCCGUGUGUCCGGCUGACAUGGAGCCUCUGUUCAAAGACAAGAUCUUUAGAGAUGUGUGUUGCCAUCGAGAGAUUAUGGCGCUGAAAGUCUUCUGUCGGAGUAAAGCCAAUGGCUGUCAGGAGCAAAUGAGUCUGCAGCAGAUACCUGACCACCUGAACGUGUGUCCGUUCUUCGAGGUUCCCUGUCCGCUGGGUAAAUGCAAAGAGAGGGUGAUGAGAAAGGAGAUUCCUGAGCACCUGGCGUGGAAAUGUAAACACAGGGAGAGCACUUGUGAAUUCUGCAAGACCAAGAUGCCUUUGACUGACCUACAGAAACACAAAGAGACCAUGUGUCCGUCGUUCCCUGUGCCCUGUCCCAACCACUGCUGCUCCUCCCUGCUCCGCAGCGAGCUAACCAGCCACCAGCAUGACUGUCCCAAAGCCCAGGUCAGCUGUCUGUUCCACCGCUACGGCUGCACCUUCAAGGGCUUAAAUCAAGAUAUGAGGCAGCAUGACUCAACCUUCGUAGCUGAACAUCUAAGAAUGAUGGUCAAAGGGAACUGCUUGUUGGAGAACAAGGUGGAGAACGUGAAGGAAGAGCUGAUGGAGAGAUGUAAGGUACUUCCUGCUCUCAGCAGCCGACUGUCCGAGUUAGAGAGCCAGAACGAAGAGCUGCGAGAGAAGAACCGACAGACGGAGCAGAAGCUGGCCACCAUGCAGAAACUGAUGAGCUCGCAUUCGGAGAAGCUGCUGGAGUUGGAGAUGGAGCUCCGUUCAUUUCGGGUGCUGAGAGAAGAGGUGGAAACCUUACGAGGGACGGUGGAGAACGUUCGGACGCGGCUCAGCACCUUGGAGCAGGGGGGACGGAGUGGGUCUGGCUCCACUCAUACUCUCGCAUCUUUGGAAACCCAGCUCAACCGACACGACGACAUGCUGAGUGUCCAUGAAAUCCGGUUGGCUGACAUGGACUUGAGGUUCCAGGUACUGGAGACGGCUAGCUACAACGGGACUCUAAUCUGGAAAAUCCGCGACUACAAGAGGCGGAAACAGGAAGCCGUGGCAGGAAAAACGCUAUCGCUGUACUCGCAGCCAUUUUAUACCGGAUAUUUCGGCUACAAGAUGUGCGCUCGGGUUUACCUGAAUGGAGACGGCAUGGGCAAGGGGACGCACCUGUCGCUGUUCUUUGUGGUGAUGAAGGGCGAGUACGACGCCCUGCUGCCCUGGCCCUUCAAACAGAAGGUGACUUUGAUGCUGAUGGACCAGGGUCCUUCCAGGAAACACCUGGGGGACGCCUUUAAGCCCGAUCCAAACAGCAGCAGCUUCAGACGUCCCACAGCAGAGAUGAACAUCGCCUCUGGCUGCCCUCUGUUUGUGGCUCAAAGUCUCCUGGAGACGGGCAGCUACAUCAAAGAUGAUACCAUCUUCAUCAAGGUCACAGUGGAUACAUCUGACCUCCCUGACCCAUGAUAUUAGGAACUUAUUUGUCCGAUAUCAACC